GCAUAGCUCAUAGGUAAGCUGAGAGCGCCUUUGGUCUUUAGCAGGCAACCCCCUCUCGCCGCAUUACCUGGGGAAUGCUGUCUUUGGGAACAUUCACAUGGCUAGGUCAGCCAGUGCCGUUCUACAGGAGCUCGCGCCCAGACCCCUACCGUGGAGCCGCAGUCUACGGUAUUGCACUGACAGGCCGGAGUGAGAGUUGUCUAGGGGUGACGAUGACGGGCAAGCAGGGUGAGUGGCGGUUGGCGGUCCGAGCGGUCCGAGCCGAGCCAGCGCGUCGGGGUGCCUGGCCGGCCGGCCUGGCCUCCUUUCUCUCCAGCACCCACACAGCCGACUAUUUAGGGCGGGACGACGACGCGCGCCUCGUCAGUAAACGGGGUGGAGGCGAAGGGAGACGAGCCGAGAGCACAGCGAAGCACGGAGACACGUCGCACCAUGGCAAAGACGAGGCGGCUGAGCUUGGUGAUGGCCUUGACGGCUCUGUCGGCGGCGUGCUGCCUUGGGUCGCCGCUCGCGCCAGAGCUCCCCGUCGAGGCCCCGGCCCGGCAGUCCUUGCAGGACGUGCUCGCCAGUGCGCCCGAGACCUUCCGCGUCGACGUCCAGCAGCUGGACAGCGGUGAGCACGAGCUUGGCGUGCGGGACGAGGUGCGCGUCGGCGAGGCAGGGGCGACAGGCGACGAGAAGCAGCUCUCGCCCGCCACGCAGUCCUUCCUCAGCACCCUGGGCACGGCCCUGGGCCCCAUCGUGGGCGCCAUCGUGGGCCCGCUGCUCAGCAACAUCGGGCAGAACCUGUCCGCGGGGAGUGGAGCGCAGGCCAUCGCGCAGCUGCAGCAGGCCGCCGCGGCCGUCGCGGCGCAGCAGCAAGGGGCGGCAGCUAGCGAGGCGGCGCCCGCCCCCGCCCACGCCGCCACCAGCAGCCCGCCGCCGGCGACCCCUGCAGAGGUGUCCGUGACUCCGCCACCGCCGCCGCCGCGGCCCGCGCGUCCGGGAAGGCCCACAGCGCGCCCCGGCCGCCCUGGAGCACGCCCCUCGCCCGCCGCCACGACCGCGGCGCCGUCUCUGCCGCCCAAGACGUCGGCGCCCCCCAAGCAGUCGUUCGAUGCCUUCGUCCUGGACGUGCCCGGCAGGGGGCCCUUCCUCUUCCUCAUGACGCCCAACGUGACCGCCGCCGAGCAGACCGCCGCCAUCCAGCAGGCACAGCAGCAGGCCGCACAGCUGCUCGCGGUGAACGGCCAGUCGUCGCCCAUCGGGGCGGUGGCGUCACUGAUGGGGACCGUCCCCACGACGCCGAGGCCCCAGGUGACCAAGCCCACGUCGGUCGGCCCGCUGCCCGUGCGCCCCUUCGGCACGACGCCUUCGCCCUUGCCAUCCUACCACUCUCUGAUCGACACCGACGACGACCAGGAUCAGCAGCAGGGCGGCGAGGAGGUCGCUGUGGCAGACACAGAGGGGGAGAACGACCACGAUGUUGUGGAACAUGUUUACCUCGGAGAGGACGCUACCAAAGAGGGCGAUAGUGACUACUCUGCCCAGUCUUUUCUCGAAAGGCUUUUUCCAGAAAUGACCUAACUCCUUCAGUUCAAGUUUUAACACCUUGAGUGUCUCUCUCUUAACAUGUUCAUCUAGUCAAGUGCUGUUUGGAAAUCUCAACAGUAAUUAAUUUAUUUAUUUAUUUCUGUAUUUGAACAUAAUUUAUUCUUGUAUUGAGUAGGGCCUAAGUUUAGCAGAGGUGUUACUUCCUUCUGUAAUACAAAUUUUAAAAAAAAAAUACCUUGAGGUGAAUAAUGUUUAGCAGAUUUUUACAGCUAAAACAAAUCUUUACCCUAUCCUCGAGAAUACCCACAAUUA
Frankliniella occidentalis (western flower thrips) is the source of this 1845-nucleotide messenger RNA. RefSeq lists its product as uncharacterized. The record is from RefSeq and is a predicted model, not a curated record. Bases 433 to 1566 code for a protein of 377 amino acids. Lineage: Eukaryota; Metazoa; Arthropoda; Insecta; Thysanoptera; Thripidae. The transcript is spliced from 5 exons.